CUCUUUAAGCUUUGGCUUGUUAGAGAGCAGCAGCUGCAGGCACUGGAGCAAAGGCAGCCUCUUCCAAUCUCCUCUUCCAUCUGCCCAGUUGGGAGGGCCUGUGUCCCACACAGCAGCUGUCCUGGAGGGUGCUGGGCUUUCCAGCAAUGAAGCCUCUCUAUCUUUCCCUGCUGAGUCCUUCAGGACCAGGUGCAGGGUGCUGAGGAAGCCCUAGAGGAGACACUCUGCUACAAGGGGCAGCAUGAGCCGGCUGCCACCAGCAGGGCCAUUGGAAACAGCAGCAGCAGAUGGCCUAUGCCCCAUCUGCCUGGGUAACCUUGAAAAUGCCACCUGUGUGGAGGUCUGCCGGCAUUACUUUUGCUUCAUCUGUAUCUGGGAAUGGGCCAAACUGACAGAGACCUGCCCAUUGUGCAAGCAGCCCUUCAAGCGACUGCUGCGCGCUGGGACAGCGGACAACAACCACGAGGAGCGAGUGGCUGGCAGGCUGGUCUGCCCGCCUCCAAAAGAAGGCAGCCAGGAUCCAGAGCAGAUGCCCAGAGCAGCGCUACAAGACGCAGGUGUGAUGACACCCAGCCCUCCAUGGGAAGAAGAGGGGCUGUGGGGACACACCGAGCGCAGAGAGAUCCAUAGCUGUGGGGCCCUCCGAUGCCACUUCUCAGCAGGCUGCUGCAGGCAGCACUGCUCAUGAGGGAGCACCACCGAGCACAAGGGAGCACCCGGCCAGCCCUGCUGCUACAUCAGACAACAGGUGCAGCAGCAGGGCUGCUGCAGCUCCUGCAACAGCCUGAUCUCUUUCACUUGCUAUAAACAGCCAGGCGCUUUCAA
Messenger RNA from Taeniopygia guttata (zebra finch), 825 nucleotides. Lineage: Eukaryota; Metazoa; Chordata; Aves; Passeriformes; Estrildidae. The record is from RefSeq and is a predicted model, not a curated record.